CUCGGCUUCGGCGUAAAGAAAAUGGUCGUAAAUAACCUUUUUAAAAUAAAAUAUAAAAUGUGACAUUUUUAAGUUCAAACGGGUUUUAAGUCUUAAAUAUUUGUGAAUAUUUUCACUGAAGCAAUGGGUCUCGACUUUGACGUUCUGGAGUUUUGUCGGAAGCUGCGUACAUCCAACAAACCCCCUUAUACAUGUCCUGUAGUGGAGUGUGGAAAAUCUUACAAGUCCAUGUGUGGACUGCAGUACCACUUGGUCAACUUUGACCAUGAUACAAACUCUGCGGCCAUUGUGCCACCUUCUCCGCCUGAAUCAGUCGAGUCACUUGUCUCCACGCCUGCGACACCGUGUACUCCUCCUCCAGCCAAAAAACGGAAGAAGAGUCAUCAUGGAAGAUGGAGCCACACACCUAAGUUGAAGACUCCGCUAAAGGUGGUUGAACCUAUAUUGACUCCACCAAGAGAAGGUCUGACUUAUGCGGAGGCUCAGAAACUGGUUGAAUUUGAAGUGAACGGAAGAGUACACCGUAUAAACAUUAGUGAUACAAUCAGCAUUAUCUCCAAGAAGGAAUUAGAGAAUCAUUGUGACAGCAUGGCUAUAACAGAAAUCUCCCAAAGUGUGCUUAGCUUAGCCAAGAGCCAAGAAGCAGUUACCAAACUUCCAGAACCAUGCUUCAAAGUCCUAGACAAUUACAAAAUUGCAGACGCUGCACAAAUGCCCAAUUCAUACGUCAGAUUCAUAGAGCGUUCUGCUGAAGAGAUGGAUGGAGAAGUAGAGUAUGACAUGGAUGAAGAAGAUGCUGCAUGGUUAACCAUUAUCAACCAAAAGAGAGCAGUGCAGGGAGUUCCUGAAGUUUCAAUUGAUACUUUUGAACUGUUAAUGGACCGAUUGGAGAAGGAAUCAUACUUUCAGGUGUUUGACGUCAACAGCAAGAUGCAGAACAAAGGCACAGGAGAGAGUGCACCUGCUGUGAUUGAUGAUGACGCGGUUUGCUGCAUCUGCCUGGACGGGGAGUGUCAAAAUUCCAACGUCAUCCUUUUCUGCGACAUGUGCAAUUUGGCCGUGCAUCAGGACUGCUACGGAGUCCCCUACAUACCUGAGGGCCAGUGGCUUUGUAGACGGUGCUUGCAGUCACCCUCAAGAGCUGUGGAUUGUGUGUUGUGUCCCAAUAACGGAGGAGCCUUCAAGCAGACUGACAGAGGCCACUGGGCACAUGUUGUGUGUGCUCUCUGGAUCCCAGAAGUGCGAUUUGCUAACACUGUGUUUUUGGAGCCUAUAGACAGCAUUGAGACGAUCCCCCCGGCCCGGUGGAAGCUGACGUGUUAUAUUUGCAAACAGCGAGGAGUAGGAGCUUGUAUCCAGUGUCAUAAGACCAACUGUUACUCAGCCUUUCAUGUGACCUGUGCUCAACAAGCAGGACUGUUUAUGAAAAUGGAUACAGUCAGGCACAUCAACACAGUGGGUUCGGAACCCGGGCCUGUGAUGGUGCAGAAGACGGCAUAUUGUGAAACGCACACACCCCCAGACUGCGAGCCGAGGCCUCGUCCAGCCAUCACAGGAGCUGAAGAACAUCGCAGACUACAACUAGCUAAGAAACGCAGUUCAGUCCCCGUCAUAUCAAUCCCCACCAUUCCCCCUGACAGGAUUCAAGAGAUAGGAUCUUUGGUGACAUUGGCAAAGAAGAGUCAGUUUCUGCAGCGCCUGAUUGCCUAUUGGACGCUGAAGCGGCAGUUCCGCAACGGAGUACCUCUUCUGCGCCGACUUCAAAGCUCUCACCUUGCGCGAAGUCAACAACCUGCGUCAACCCGAACUGCUACCAGUGACAUAAGUGAACUUUAUCGCCAACUUAAAUACUGGCAGUGUUUGCGUCAAGACCUGGAGCGUGCGAGGCUUCUGUGUGAAUUGGUGCGCAAAAGGGAGAAAUAUAAAAAUGAAUUGGUCAAAGUCAAAUCUCAAUGUGUGGAGAUGAAACUUUGCCCAUUGGAAUGCUUUUUGAGAAAGUUGUUGGAUUUACUCCGCGCACGAGACACUGGUGAAAUAUUCAUUGAGCCUGUGGACCAAACUGAAGUCCCCGAUUAUGGGGAAGUCGUCAAACAUCCUAUGGAUCUUUCCACUAUGAGGGUGAAGGUGGACAACUUUGAAUACAGUUCUUUAGAAGAAUUUGAGGCAGAUUUUCAUCUGAUGAUUGAUAACUGUUUGGCCUACAACAGCAAGGACACAGUGUUCUAUCGGGCAGCUCUCAAAAUGAGGGAUCAGGGAGGAGUCCUGUUGCGCCAAGCAGCACGGGACCUAGAGGCCAUGGGAUUAGACCGAGGAUCAGGUUUGUCUUUAGAGAACCACAGUCCUAUCAAGGUGCCAUCAACGCCAGUAGAAGAGACAAUACCUGCAGAGAUAGACAAGCAGUUGGCUGCCGUGGCAGAUCCUAACAACACUAUGGGAGAAGACGAGAUCAUGUGCAAAUUGCUUCAGCUUCUUGAUAGUUGUCAAAACCUAAAGCAUGGAACAGCACGAGCACGACGCAUCAAGAUGGUUAAUGCAGAGAUCGCAAAACUCAAAAAGAAGUCCUCCUCUGAAACUAAUUACAACAAACUUUCAGGCAAACGAGAAGCUCCAGACUCUGGAGAAUCGUCAGAUGAAGAACCUACCAACAAAUCUAGCCCGAAUGUGGAUCAGAAACAGAGCAACGACAACCUUGUCAUGCCAGCCAAGAGACCGAGAAGGAAGAAGACGUGGGAUGAUUUUGUGGAAGAACCGAUAACAGGGAAACAUGAUAGGUCUCAGUCUAUGAUAUCUACAGUUCAAGAAGGGAUAAAAGGUCCCGGAACCCCUAGCAAACAGGGAAUUGGAGAGAACCACAAUACAACUAGUCCAUCUGGAGUCAAUCGUAGAACAGCUGUUCUGUUCACUCGCAAAGCUGCUGCUGCUACAAGUAAACUACAAAAAACUGAUGACCUUGCCAACCCAGCUGGACAGAGCACUCCCCCUGUAAGAAGAAGAGGUAGGCAGCCAAAGAAACACCUACAGAACUCUGGUUUGUUGGAUUCCAGCACAGAAACAGUAACAAUGUCCAGUUCAGUACAACCAACAAAGGACAGCUUCAGUGUCUAUCGCAGUGGAGGAGACAUCCGUGGAGAGACAGAUGAAGAAUCACACUCAGAUGGGGAGUCGAGCUGCUCAGUUUGCUCGUCCAGUGAUGAGUCGAGUGGCAGCGGCAGUGACAGCGGGAGUAGCUACGAGAGUGACUCUGACGAGUCGGUAGUCUCGGCCUCCGUCCCAGCUGAGAGUGAAGCCUUGGAACAGCUACAGCUGGUGUGGGCCAAAUGUAGAGGAUACCCUUGGUACCCUGCCCUGAUCAUAAACCCUAAAAUGCCUCGAGGUUAUGUUCACAACGGUGUGCCAAUUCCCUCACCGCCAGCAGACGUACUUGCUCUAGCCAACAACUAUACAGAGCCUGUGUACCUAGUCCUGUUCUUCGACACGAAACGCACUUGGCAAUGGUUACCACGAAACAAACUGGAACCAUUGGGCGUAACUCCAGAACUCGACCAAAUCAAGCUUGUAGAGUCACGUAAACCAGCAGAUAGAAAAGCUGUAAGAAAAGCUUAUCAAGAAGCUUUAACUCAUCGAACUCAAGUUGAUAAAAAAGAAGAAGAAUCUAAAACUGAGGACGGAAAAUGCAGUGCCAAUUAAAUGUCAGUAACAAUAUGAUUAGUGACAUUUAAAAUAUUAGGGAUUGUAAUUCAAAUGCUUCUGCCUCAGAAAACCUGCAGAUUAAAAAAAGUUUCCAUUUGCCUGAUUAGAUUUUAACACUAAUACAGGGUGCAGCAAAAUACUGAUCUAUUUUCUGCAGCACACUGUCCAACGACAGGUUGUCUGAGGGUGUUGUGGAAAGGCCCGUUGGAAAGCCUAAACACUGCCAUUAUCUGUAGUCAUAGAACAGUGGUCACCUGAGCUAACUAUGUUUGUCACUGAGUCGUUUAAAACGACUAAUGAUUCGGUCAUUGCAACUCAGCUGUAGUUCCGUGCAUUCUUUCAUUAAGGGCAACAUAGAACGGUUCCAUUGCGAUUAUCUGUUUGGAUAAUCAACAAAAUUAAACAGAUUAAUUCAAAUUAUUCUUUUUGGAUGAAAAUUAAAAUCUAACCUCAAAAUUUGUGUAACUGAGCUAUCAGACAUGUUCAAAGCAACCGCUUGUUUUCAGGCGGGCCUACAAAGUCUGUUUUCCACAGCAGCACGAACUCUAUCAAAUGUUAGUUGUCUGGCGUCUGGUCUGACUGUGGACUGUCACUACAUUUUGAACGCAGAAGCCUUUGUUCUAAAGUUAGUAACCCACCGCAUGAUUGUGCUACGCGACAGAACUUCUCGAUGUCACCAUAAUUAAAAGAAUGCAUAAACUGCCACUGAGUUGCAAUGACUGAAUCAUUACAUUUUAAAUACGACUUGAUAACAAACACACGUAGCUCAGGCAACCACCGCUCUAUGACUAAAGAUAAUGGCAGUGUGUAUGCUUUCCAACGAGCCUAACCCCACCACCCUCAGAUGACCUGUCGCUAAACACUGAACAGAAUGCUGAAGAAAAUAGAUUGGUUAUUUUUCCGCACUCUGUAUAUCCUAAAAAAAAUGUACAUUUCUCAAAUCAAAAGAGAAGCUAUUAAUCUGAAUAGGUGGUUUGCGCGAAUCAAAUUAGUUUGUAGCCUAGAUAAUUUGACCAUGUUGUUUAUUAGUAAAUUACCUUAGUUUAUUUAGCUCCCUUAUUUGGUUUACAUAACUUCUUUGUUGGUGAAAGUGAUGACACUAUUGUAAAUACAAAUAAGACUUUAAGUGUAAAUCAGCCCACUCACUCACUAAGUAUUUUAUACUGGUACCUAUGCAUGUUACUAUUUAAUAACGUUAGUUUGAUAAUUGUUUUGUUGUACAGUAAUAUUAUUUAUUUUUUAACAUCUCUUUGUAACGUUUUAUUCUAUUUUAUUUUACAAAUGACCCUCUGAUUUUGCGUUUCCUUGUUAUAUCAAGCAUCAAUGGUCAAUUAGUCUUGUGCAGAUUGGACUCUAAACCUCCCAUUAGUCUGAGUACCUGGGGACCGAGCUUUGCUUGGGAAAAUCAUUAGUAUAUUCUAGAGCUGUGUGGUAUAAAAUAUCCCAACUUAUUUUAUCUUUUAAUGUUUUAAUAUGUAUUUAGGAUUUUAAACAUAGUAAAUAUAUGAUACCUCUGCUGAUGCAGAUGUGUAGACUAAGCGAAUUUCCAAUUGUUUAGUUAGAUUCUUACUAAAUAUUCCUGAAAAUUGAUUGAUUUAUUUUCUCUUUAAAUCAUAUUGAUUUUAAUGAGUAGGCCUACUUAAGUUUUAUGCCUCAGGGAAGGUUAUAAAGUGUGUGUUUUUUUUUUGUUUUUUUUAUUGAAAUGUUAAUAAC
Messenger RNA from Macrosteles quadrilineatus (aster leafhopper), 5403 nucleotides. It is a transcript of the gene Br140, whose product is annotated as peregrin. The record is from RefSeq and is a predicted model, not a curated record. Gene Ontology annotation, biological process: regulation of transcription by RNA polymerase II. Gene Ontology annotation, molecular function: protein binding. The coding region runs from base 124 to 3687 and encodes 1187 amino acids. The transcript has 23 exons. NCBI's taxonomy places the organism in Eukaryota, Metazoa, Arthropoda, Insecta, Hemiptera, Cicadellidae. Gene Ontology annotation, cellular component: MOZ/MORF histone acetyltransferase complex.